Molecule: messenger RNA, 1158 nt
Organism: Rotaria sp. Silwood2
Lineage: Eukaryota; Metazoa; Rotifera; Eurotatoria; Philodinida; Philodinidae
Source: the annotation of a GenBank genome assembly
AUGGCGACGACAGAACUCGUCUAUCCUCUUGCUUUUCCAAAAUCUGUCGUACAUAAAUGUGAAAUAUGUGGAAAAAUAGCAUCACGUAUGUGUUCAAAAUGUCGUGUAACAUAUUAUUGUUCAGAAGAACAUCAAACAGCUGAUAAUAUUGGUAUCCAUGAUAAAAUUUGUUCAACAUUAGCAUCACUUCGAUUAAAACAACCAUUUCUUCCAUCUGAAGAAGAACGUCGUGAACGUGAUCGUGAAAUACGUGAUAGAAAAAUUCAUUUAAUUGAAGUUACUCGAAUGAUUGGAGAACGACAUGUCUUUCAAGAUCGUUUUGAAGCUGCCGUACCAGCAGCACUUGCUUCACUUAAAUUAGCUAUUGAAGUUUAUGGUCCACGAAGUGUCGAACUCAUUCCAUCAUAUUUAAUUUUAGCUGAAGCUAGUUUAGGUUUAAAACAAUUAAAUCAAUGUUGGGAAUAUUUAUCUCAAGCACAAUAUACAAUAUUACAGCAACAACAACAACAACAUGAACAAACAUCUUUAGCAAUAACAUCACAAUUAGCACGAAAUAUGGCUCAAUUAAGUAUUGCUAGAAAAGAAUAUGAUGAAGCAGCAAGACAUUUAGCAAAUGAUAUUUAUGAUGCUUCACUAUUCUAUGGUACAGAACAUCAUAAAGUAGCUGGAGGUUAUUUUCUUUUAGGUAAAGUAUUUAAAUUAAUGAAUCGGCAUGAAGUAACAGAAUCUUUGUAUACACAAGUAACACAAAUGUGGUAUAAUUUUUUACGUCGUCUUCUUCAAUCACGUGUCGUUUUUUCUGACAUGGAUGCGAUUUUAGGAAAAAAAGAUGAUGAUAAUGGAGAUGAACUAACAAAUUCAUCAAAACUUGAUUUAUCAACUGAAGCUGAAGCAUUUAAUACACUUCAAAUAUUAUUAACUUAUCGUCUUGAAACUCAACAAACAAAUCCAAUGAUACAAGAAUUAAAUAAAAUUUAUCAUUGUUUAACAAUUUUAUAUUUUCUAGCACGAGAUUAUAUUCAAGUACAUGAUUCAAUGAAUAAAAUAAAAGAUUGUGCCAUACAAGAUAUAGAAGAUGAUCAACAACGAAUACUCAAAUUUCUUGAACAACUUGGUCAAAUGAAAGCAUUAAUGAAACGUCAACAACAACAAAAUUAA